AUGUUCAAUGUAAAAUACAACACUAACAAAAUCAAAAGUAUAACAAAUCAAGAAAUGAGUCCCAAUCAUGACAUCAAACUAGAGGUAUGUGUGGACUCUAUUGCAUCCGCAAUUGCUGCCAUGGAAGGUGGAGCAACGCGUAUUGAACUUUGCUCAGCCCUUAGUGAAGGUGGCCUAACUCCAUCAGUGGGAGUUUUAAAAACACUAAAAAGUCUUCCCCUAACAAUACCGAUUUUUUGCAUGCUGAGGCCACGUCGUGGUAAUGAUUUCAUAUAUACAGACUAUGAAAUGUCGGCAUUACUACAUGAUAUGGAACUAUUACAAGAAAAUGGUGCCGAUGGUUUUGUAUUCGGAUCGCUGACAGCAUCACGAGAAGUUAACAUCGAACAAUGUCAACAGGUAUUGGAGAAGGCUAAAAGUCUACCAAUGACAUUCCAUCGGGCGUUUGAUAUUACAGAUCCGGCGAAAAUGCACGAAACCACAAAGACAAUUAUCGAGCUGGGAUUUCAACGGAUAUUAAGUAGUGGUUUUCGUCAAAAUGCCAUCGAAGGUGUUGAUAAUCUAGCCCAGUUGAUAGCACGGCAUCAUAGAGAUAUAAUUAUAAUGCCCGGUGCUGGUAUAAAUAUAACGAAUUUGGAAGAAAUCUUAACGGCAACCAAGUGCAGCGAAUUUCAUGGUUCCGCAAAAGUAUCAGCAUGUGUGGAUGUAUCCGAUACAACAGAUGGUAAUUCCACGAACAAAAUGGAAUGUGAUGUCAGUAUGGGCAAACAAGACACUCUGCCCUAUGAUAUUUGUGAUAAAAAUACUGUACGAAAAAUGAUUGCCAUUGCUAAGGCGAUGGCAGAGAAAUAAAGACAA
Messenger RNA from Musca vetustissima, 858 nucleotides. RefSeq names its product copper homeostasis protein cutC homolog. Bases 1 to 852 code for a protein of 283 amino acids. The transcript is spliced from 2 exons. Lineage: Eukaryota; Metazoa; Arthropoda; Insecta; Diptera; Muscidae. Gene Ontology annotation, molecular function: copper ion binding. The record is from RefSeq and is a predicted model, not a curated record.